This is a messenger RNA of Drosophila erecta, 2077 nucleotides long. RefSeq names its product eukaryotic translation initiation factor 3 subunit A. Lineage: Eukaryota; Metazoa; Arthropoda; Insecta; Diptera; Drosophilidae. The coding region runs from base 189 to 1931 and encodes 580 amino acids. The transcript is spliced from 2 exons. The record is from RefSeq and is a predicted model, not a curated record.
CGAUACAAACGAAACAAGCAAACAAGACAACAGCCUUCGAGCAAUAACACAAACAGACGACAACAACUGAACAAAGGAACAAACCCAACCAAACAGCUAAGGGAGAAAUUUGCUAUUGCAAUUUUCCCCCUCCCCGCGGCCAUUCAAUAAUUUCAAACUCGAUAUACAUACAUAGAAUUCUAUUCAAGAUGCCGAUGGUGAUGUCAUGUCGUUCGCGAGCUGCUAUGAAACUGCAUGCGGACUGCUAUGAUCGACUUAAGAAACCUAUUCAUCUGGACACGCCAACAAUAUCAGCGGUCGAUGAGAAGCCGACGUGUGGGGUACGCAGAGAUAGGCCCGUAAAGCCCAAGGUUCCGAGGCGACCAUUGCCUCCUGGCACUAGGCUGCCCAAUCCACAAAAUAUACCUGGACAGCCGGUACGUUCGACGGUGGGUGGCGGAAAAGCGCCACCCCGAGCCCGCAGAUACGACGGAGCCAAGGCCACGUUCUUUCACAUCAAGGGCCAAUCGUGGGAGUCCAAGGGCUAUGCGGAGCUCUCGCAAGGCGAACUGGAUCGCAUGAGGGCCUCGAGGCCGCGGACCACCGAGGAGCGUCGGGCGGAACAGGAUCGCCGGAUGGAGGAGCAGCAAUAUCAUACGGCCGAAGCGGAACGUAUGCGCAAUUAUUUCCAUGACAUCGACGAGCAGCGCAGGGAAAGGGAACGCGAAACCCAGAAGAGAGACGAUGACGAGGCCGAUGAGGAUGUGAAUGAGGAGCGGCGAGUGGAGGCCAAAAGAUUGCAGGUUCUUCAUCGCGCCUUGGAUGCCAAAUAUGAGACAGAUGUGCGAGUGAAAGACGCCACGCGUGCGAUAUCCGAGGCCAAAUGCAGUGCCAUGUGGACGGCUCAGAUUCAGGAAAGAAAACUCCUCAAUCGCAUCCAGCUCGAUCACGAUGAGGAGAUGGCCCUCAAGAAUCGGGACUACAACAAUGCCAAAUGGGGUACGGUCGAGCAGCAUGAUCAGGCCGAAGAGGAAAGACGCCGGCAAUUUGGUAACGCUGUGCGUGAGCAAAUUAGUGACCGCGAAAAGUUGCGUUUCCUUGCCCAAGAUCGUCUGCGAAUGGAGGCGAAAGACUUGCGUGCCGCCAUCGAUGAGUAUAAAAAGGCUGAAUUGGCAGAAGGAGAAAUGCGAUCACGCCGCAAGUUGGCCUACAGAGAUGAGCUCAAUAAGUACACCAAUUUGCAUCGCAAUUUCGUACGGAUGAUGUGUGAGCAGGAUCAAAGGGAUGAGAACAGAGCCUUCGAGUAUCUCAAGCUCAAGGAGCAGCAAUUGAAACAACAGAGGGCGGAACGUGAGGCCAUCGCGGCGGAUGAGAAACGCAAACGGGAUGUCCUGUUUGCGGUGGGCCAAAAGAUUCUCGAUGCCAAGGAUAAUCGCGAGGAGAUGCAUUUCCUCGCAGAGCACGAACGCCUCGAAAGGAAGUACAGAGAAAACGAACGUAAGGCAGCCGAAAAGGAGCGCAAAAUGGCUGCCGAACUCAAGCGGGCCAAUAUGGAGCAAAUGGAGCGUCUAAGCCAAAUGAAGGCCUGCUAUUACGUGCAGCGUGAACGCGAGCUGAAGGAGAUGAUCGAGUAUCGAAAGAAGCACGAGGAGCAAAUGAAGCGCGAGGCCGAAGAGCAGGCCAUCAAGAAGGCUUGUCUGCGCUCCAGUGUCUCGUGCCAAAUUGAGGAGCGGGAAAAGACACGUCGCCGCGAACUGGAGGACGAACAUUUGGCCUUUGAAAGGGAGAGGGCAGCCGAGGCGCAGCGACAAAAGGAAAUCGAUACGGUGAUCACAGUCAAGCUGGAUGAUCUGCAAAAGCGAGGCUGUCUGCCCAAUUUGGCGGUGCGAUCGCUGAAAGGUCGUGUCGCCAAUGCUGACAACAAAAAGAAGCUGGGCGCUGAAUUUACAUAGAUAAAUCCAUUUGCUAAUGCCUCCUAUAUACACACAGAAUCACACGCACACACACACACACACACACAAACUCAAGUUGACAAUGGCAUAGAUGAUGACUUUUCAAGCUCGGCGGAAUUAAAACUUGCAGCACAUAUAUAUGCAUA